CUAAAUGGAUUUAGCACAGGUUCAGCUGGAGCACAUCAUGAUGUUCAAUUUGCGCCACUGUGAUGCCCGGAGAUAAAAACGCUUGCGGGGUGUGUGUGUGUGGGGGGGGGGAGAGAUUUAGCUUAUGUCUGUGGUGAUGUCAUUGCUUUGUGAGGACAGAAUAGCUCAGUUACUAUUCUGUGCUAGUUUAGCUGACGGUUGUGAGACAGAAAACAACGUGGAGAAAAACUGGUGUGUCAGACUCGGUGUGAUGUUGCGUCUCCCGCUCUGUGUCUUUUAAUGCAGCUGUUUUCGGUCCUGAAGGCGGGUUUAGAGACUUAAAACAGCCGCAGCAGUUUGGAGGUUUCCUCAAAAUCUGAGGCCACCUGAGCUCCUUGAUUUACUCGAGCAGGGAAUGCCAGCGCGGGCCAUGGACUGUGACGUCUCCGCUCUGGUCGCAUGUGUGGUGGAUGUUGAGGUUUUCACCAGCCAAGAUGUUAAGGAAAAAUUUGAGGGCCUAUUUCGUGCUUAUGACGACUGUGUGACGUUUCAGCUCUUUAAGAGUUUUCGGCGGGUACGAAUAAACUUCAGCAACCCCAAAUCAGCUGCUCGUGCGAGAACAGAGCUUCAUGAAACACAGUUCCGAGGGAAGAAGUUAAAACUGUAUUUUGCACAGGUCCAGACCUCUGAGGCUGAUGGGGACAAGCGGCACUUGGCUCCCCCGCAGCCGGCAAAGCAGUUUCUCAUCUCCCCUCCCACCUCGUCUCCCAUUGGUUGGCAGCCGGUCAGUGACACAACGCCUGUUAUCAAUUAUGACCUCCUUUGCGCUGUUUCGCAACUGGAGCCAGGUGAGAAAUACGAGUUACACGCUGGCACAGAGUCCACUCCGAGCGUCAUCGUGCAGAUCUGUGACAGUGGCUUGGAGGAGGAUCCAAAGAAUUCACCAAAGCCAAAAAUAGCUCAGACUCGCCGUCCAGGCCUGCCUCCUCCGGUGUCUGACUAACUGUCUCCUGCGAGAGUCUCUCUUCUUUCUUCAGCCUUUGUCCCAUUUGUUUUUCCAUUGGCUUUGUUUCUUUGUGAAAGGGCAAGCCCUUGGCCAGGGAGUCGUGGCCUGUUUGAGCUUCGUGGAGUGUUCUCUUCCACUGCUGUGAAGUCUGACUUAGCUAACAGGUUAGGAAAAUGUUAUUUGUAACCGUAGCAGGGUUCCCAGUGGUUGAUGCAUCUGAGAUCAGGCCAGGGUGGGAUGAAGAGUUGAGGCUCAGUUUUUCGCAGCUUGCUUUGUCGAGGAACUUUGACACAUCAUUCAGUCGGCGGCGGCAAUGAUACCGCAUGGUUGCUUAAUUCAUCAGAGUGGUCCCCUGAGAUUUCCCACCUCCUUCCAGAUUCCCAACUCCCAUUGGGUUCAAGAUCCCUGCUGAGGUAUACUUCAUAGGUUGGAUCCUGUGUUCAGGUUCUAUGACUGAAGUCAAUAAGGGACUCUGGAUUCUUGAUCAGAAGUCUUUAUUGAUAACAACAGCACGUACCUGGCUUUGCAAAAGCCAGUUCUGGCCACACUUGCAAUGACAACUAUCCCCAUGCAGCAACCAUAAAUCCCCCCUCCUUUUUCCAUUGGAAUGUGAGAAAGACACAGCGAAAAGAAAGAGCCAUUGGAGAGGCAAGCAUCCCAAGGCCACAGCCGCGAUAGACCAGCCACCUGCCGCCGCCAGGGUCAUUCCUAUUAUCUAUAGUUGCAACCACCAAAGGAAAUGAAAGG
Molecule: messenger RNA, 1732 nt
Organism: Sphaerodactylus townsendi
Lineage: Eukaryota; Metazoa; Chordata; Lepidosauria; Squamata; Sphaerodactylidae
Gene: RCAN2
Product: regulator of calcineurin 2
Exons: 4
Coding region: 395-982 (195 amino acids)
Biological process (GO): calcium-mediated signaling
Cellular component (GO): cytoplasm; nucleus
Molecular function (GO): nucleic acid binding; calcium-dependent protein serine/threonine phosphatase regulator activity
Source: RefSeq, a predicted model, not a curated record